Spodoptera frugiperda (fall armyworm) is the source of this 2661-nucleotide messenger RNA. Its product is annotated as mucin-4-like. The transcript has a single exon. The record is from RefSeq and is a predicted model, not a curated record. NCBI's taxonomy places the organism in Eukaryota, Metazoa, Arthropoda, Insecta, Lepidoptera, Noctuidae. Bases 1 to 2661 code for a protein of 886 amino acids.
AUGGUUGAUGGUAUGGAGACACAAACAACUGCAGAAACUCAGACACCAGCAGUUGAUGGUACCGUGACACCAGCGGUUGAUGGCACUAAGGAACCAACAACUGUAGAAACUCAGACAUCAACGGUUUAUAGUUCUGAGGAACCAACAACUGCAGAAACUCAAAAACCAAUUGUUGAUAGUACUAGGGAACCAACAACUGCAGAAACUCAGACAUCAGCUGUUGAUGGUACUGAGGAACCAACAACUGCAGAAACUCAAAAACCAAUUGUUGAUAGUACUAAGGAACCAACAACUGCAGAACCUCAGACCCCAGCUGUUGAUGGUACUGAGGAACCAACAACUGCAGAAACUCACUCAACAAUGGUUGAUGGUACUGAUACACAAACCACUGCAGAAACUCAGAUAACAGUGUUUGAUGGUACUGAGGAACCAGCAACUGAAAAAACUCAGCCAUCAACCUCUAAGAGUACUAAGGAGCCAAUACCUAAAGUAACAACCCAAAAACCAACAGCCACAACAAAAAAAUCAACAAACUGCUUAAAAAUGUAUGAUCCAGCUACUGGAAGUAUAUCUUGCUAUAUACCACCUAAAAAAAUCCAGACAACAACAACUAAAAUUACCGAUUCACCAAUGGUUAAUGCAACCCAAAAACCAACAAAAUAUGGUACUGAGAAACCAACAACUGAAGAAACUCAGACACCAGCUGUUGAUGUGACUAGGGAACCAACAACUGCAGAAACUCACUCAACGGUGGUUGAUGGCACUGAGACACAAACAACUGCAGAAACUCAGACAACAGCGUUUGAUGGUACUGAGGAAUCAGUAACUGAGAAAACUCAAACAUCAGCCUCAAAGAGUACUAAGAGGCCAAUACCUAAAGUAACAACCCAAAAACCAACAGCCACAACAAAAAAAUCAACAAACUGCUUAAAAAUGUAUGAUCCAGCUACUGGAAGUAUAUCUUGCUAUGUACCACCUAAAAAAAUCCAGACAACAACAACUAAAAUUACCAAGGAACCAAUCGUUAUAGAAACCCAAAAACCAAUAAAAAAUGGUACUGCGGAACCUACGACUAAAGAAACUCAGACACCAUCCGUUGAUGUUUCUGAGGAACCAACAACUCUAGAAACUCAGUCACCAGUGGUUGGUAGUACUGCGGAAACUACAACUGAAAAAACUCAGACACCAUCCGUUGAUGUUACUGAGGAACCAACAACUCUAAAAACUCAGUCACCAGUGGUUGGUAGUACUGCGGAACCUACAACUGAAGAAACUCAGACACCAUCCGUUGAUGUUUCUGAGGAACCAACAACUCAAGAAACUCAGUCGCCAGUGGUUGGUAGUACUGCGGAAACUACAACUGAAGAAACUCAGACACCAUCCGUUGAUGUUACUGAGGAACCAACAACUCUAGAAACUCAGUCGCCAGUGGUUGUUAGUACUGCGGAAACUACAACUGAAAAAACUCAGACACCAUCCGUUGAUGUUACUGAGGAACCAACAACUCUAGAAACUCAGUCACCAGUGGUUGGUAGUACUGCGGAACCAACGACUAAAGAAACUGGGACACCGGCCGUUGAUGUUUCUGAGGAACCAACAACUCUAGAAACUCAGUCGCCAGUGGUUGGUAGUACUGCGGAACCUACGACUAAAGAAACUCAGACACCGGCCGUUGAUGUUACUGAGGAACCAACAACUCUAGAAACUCAGUCACCAGUGGUUGGUAGUACUGCGAAACCUACAACUGAAGAAACUCAGACACCAUCCGUUGAUGUUACUGAGGAACCAACAACUCUAGAAACUCAGUCACCAGUGGUUGGUAGUACUGCGGAACCAACAACUGAAGAAACUCAGUCACCAGUGGUUGGUGGUACUGCGGAACCAACAACUGAAGAAACUCAGUCGCCAGUGGUUGGUGGUACUGCGGAAACUACAACUGAAAAUACUCAGACACCAUCCGUUGAUGUUUCUGAGGAACCAACAACUCUAGAAACUCAGUCACCAGUGGUUGGUAGUACUGCGGAACCUACGACUAAAGAAACUGGGACACCGGCCGUUGAUGUUUCUGAGGAACCAACAACUCUAGAAACUCAGUCACCAGUGGUUGUUAGUACUGCGGAAACUACAACUGAAAAAACUCAGACACCAUCCGUUGAUGUUACUGAGGAACCAACAACUGAAGAAACUCAGCCGCCAGUGGUUAGUAGUACUGCGGAAACUACAACUGAAAAUACUCAGACACCGGCCGUUGAUGUUACUGAGGAACCAACAACUCUAGAAACUCAGUCACCAGUGGUUGGUAGUACUGCGGAAACUACAACUGAAAAUACUCAGACACCGGCCGUUGAUGUUACUGAGGAACCAACAACUGUAGAAACUCAGUCACCAGUGGUUGGUAGUACUGCGGAAACUACAACUGAAAAUACUCAGACACCGGCCGUUGAUGUUACUGAGGAACCAACAACUGUAGAAACUCAGUCACCAGUGGUUGGUAGUACUGCGGAAACUACAACUGAAAAUACUCAGACACCGCCGUUGAUGUUUCUGAGGAACCAACAACUGAAGAAACUCAGCCGCCAGUGGUUAGUAGUACUGCGGAAACUACAACUGAAAAUACUCAGACACCGGCCGUUGAUGUUACUGAGGAACCAACAACUGUAG